Cynocephalus volans (Philippine flying lemur) is the source of this 639-nucleotide messenger RNA. It is a transcript of the gene SCG5, whose product is annotated as secretogranin V. Gene Ontology annotation, molecular function: enzyme regulator activity. The coding region runs from base 1 to 639 and encodes 212 amino acids. The record is from RefSeq and is a predicted model, not a curated record. The transcript has 5 exons. NCBI's taxonomy places the organism in Eukaryota, Metazoa, Chordata, Mammalia, Dermoptera, Cynocephalidae. Gene Ontology annotation, cellular component: secretory granule. Gene Ontology annotation, biological process: regulation of hormone secretion; neuropeptide signaling pathway.
AUGGCCUCCAGGAUGGUGUCUACCUUGCUAUCUGGCCUACUCUUUUGGCUGGCAUUUGGAUGGACUCCGGCAUUUGCUUACAGCUCACGGACCCCUGACCGGGUCUCAGAAGCAGAUAUCCAGAGGUUACUCCAUGGCGUUAUGGAGCAGUUGGGCAUUGCCAGGCCACGGGUGGAAUAUCCAGCUCACCAGGCCAUGAAUCUUGUGGGCCCACAAAGCAUCGAAGGUGGAGCACAUGAAGGUCUGCAGCAUUUGGGUCCUUUUGGCAACAUCCCCAACAUCGUAGCAGAAUUGACUGGUGAUAACAUUCCUAAGGACUUUAGUGAGGAUCAAGGCUACCCAGACCCUCCAAAUCCCUGUCCCGUUGGAAAAACAGUAGAUGAUGGAUGUCUAGAAAACACCCCAGACACAGCAGAGUUCAGUCGAGAGUUCCAGUUGCACCAGCACCUUUUUGAUCCGGAACAUGACUAUCCAGGCUUAGGCAAGUGGAACAAGAAACUCCUUUAUAAGAAGAUGAAGGAAGGACAAAGACGAAGGCGGAGGAGUGUCAAUCCAUAUCUACAAGGACAGAGACUAGACAAUGUUGUUGCAAAGAAGUCUGUCCCCCAUUUUUCAGAUGAGGAUAAGGACCCAGAGUAA